AUGAAUCAGACACCUCUGCUCCGGGAAAUCCCAGGGUGGAAGUGCGAUCGCCUUUGGGACUCGCACAAUGCAUGGUUGUCACCUUGUGCGUUGCCGUACCUCGCAUGCAUCCCAGCAAUCAGCAUUUUGCUUAUUGCAUUGAGCCAUUUGCUGGGGCAGAUCUCUACAUGGCGCCCAAAAUGGACUAUAGCGUUCGUUUCUGAGCAGCAUGACUCCCAGGAACUCCCGCUGGAGCGCCCAAAACAAUCUUUGAGAUGGACUAUCACUCUUCUGAUAUUCUCAGGAAUUGGUCUCAUUGCGGAUCUAGUUCAAUUGACUCCCCCUGUCACUGACUGGUCUGAUGUUGUGCUUGUGUUCUCCUGGGCAAUAGCAUUGCUUCUCGUUGCUCUCAAGCGGCCAAGAGCUUGUCAAAUUCCCAUAUUGGUAUAUUACGUCUUGGUCACCGCAGUCGAGUUUUCAUUGGCUACUCGUCCAGAUGGUAGCCUGAAAUUCAAAGUUGCCGCUCGGUACACUGCCACGAUUGCAGCGAUUGCCGCGUCCACGACGAUUCUAUUUAUGCCAUUCCGUGAGCCUUCGUUGCCAUCAGUGGAUAUCAGCGCCGUCGGUCAGGACCCGUCUAGUGAUUUCCGCACACCCGAAGACAACCUCCGACUUUGGCAAUUCCUAACGGUGUCCUGGAUGAAACCUCUCAUUUCAGCUGGGCGCAGUAGACAGUUGAAUGAGGAUGAUGUUUGGCUCCUCGGGUUUGAGUUUCAACACAGCCGUUUACACGAGAAGUUCCGUCAGCUUCGCGGGUCUGUCCUGGGUCGACUGUUGCGGGCGAAUGGAAUUGACGUGUUCAUCAUAUCGACCAUUUCGACUAUCCAGCUGCUGUGCGAUUUCUCAACUCCCGUUUUGUUGCAACAAUUGUUGCAGGCCAUGAAGGACCCAUCACGCCCGAAACGCGUCGCUCUGACAUAUGCUUUCCUUUCGUUUCUACUGAGGCUCGUCGCCGCUCAAUCCCAGGUUCUUCUCCUCUGGUAUGGCCGAAGAUCGUACGAACGAUCUAGGGGAGAGAUGAUUAUGAUGGUCUACGAAAAGGCACUCUCCAGGAAAAAUAUCCUUGGGUCUACGAUUCAAGAUGACCCGCAAGUGUCUAACAGCCUGACCGAUGACAUGAACGACGACAUGGUGUCCCGUGCUUUUGGCGGCGCAUCAUCUCCCAAAGAAAGAAACCCCCCACCUAAGCAAGCCAAGGAAGCUGCAUCGCUUGGCAAGAUCUUCAACUUACUGCGAGGUGAUGUCUAUGAGGUUGCACAGAGAUUCUGGGAAGUGGAUUCGUUAAUUAAUCAGCCGUUGGGGCUCGUAAUUGCUACCGUUCUCGUCUGGACACUGUUUGGCCCUUCUUGCUUCCUCGGAAUACUGGCUGUAUUGGUCGCGCAGGCAAUCAACGCAUUCAUCACUAGAGUUCUCCUUCGGUGGGAACGUGUUAGACGAGCAGCCACAGAUACUAGGCUUCAAAUCACGUCCCAGUUCAUUGAGGCAAUCCGUCAUCUGCGAUGGUAUGGAUGGCAAGACCAUUGGCUUCGACAAGUGAUGGAAGCUCGGCAACACGAAUUGAAUAUUCGGAUUGUCACCAGUCUGUGGAGCAUCAUGAUUCGCUUCGUCAACGCUUUCGCGAGUGGUGCAUUUCCAGUCGUUGCACUGUAUGCUUACACCUUCCUGGCUGGGCACGAGCUGCGAAUCGACAUCAUUUUCCCUGCAUUGCAACUGUUCUCUAUGCUGGAAAGCCGUUUGCGAGAUAUCCCUGGUCUCAUCACUUCUUUAAUCAAUGCUUCCAUCGCUCUUGGUCGCAUCGAAGAUUUUAUGUCUGAGCCUGAUAAAGACAUCAUGCCUUCUGAGCCAUCAGGAAGGAUGACCAGUCUUUUGAUGGAGUCUUGCUCGUUUGCAUGGCCAGAAAAGGUCACCCCGGUGCUGGUUGAUAUCAAUGUCAACAUCCCCAAAGGACUGACUGUCGUUACUGGUAAGGUCGGGGCCGGAAAGACGGCAUUUCUGCAGGCGAUUCUAGGGGAGCUGGAUAAGAUUGGCGGCUCAAUGCACGUUCCGAAUCAAAUGAUGGGAUACUGUGCGCAGACACCGUGGUUACAGAGCAUGAGUAUUCGGGACAACAUUCUCUUCUCUGCGCCAUACCACGACAAGCGGUAUAAGCAGACACUGGAAGCAUGUGCUCUACUUCCAGAUCUCUCACAAUUCAAGCACGGCGAUCUAUCCUUUGUCGGUGAAAAUGGUAUUGGACUCUCGGGUGGCCAAAAGGCACGAGUCGCCUUGGCAAGAGCCGUCUACAGUGCCUCUCCCCUUCUUCUCCUGGAUGAUCCAUUGUCUGCCCUUGAUCAUAACACUGCCGAAUCUGUGGUCCGCAAAUGCUUUCUGGGGCCUUUGAUGAAAGAUCGCACAGUUGUCUUGGUCACACACCGAACUGCUUUGGUUCGCCAACUUGCAGAUCAGAUUAUCGACAUCUCCGAAAGACAUGCUGUUGUUUAUGACAAAGAGGCUAUCUCAGUCGGUCAAUCCGACACAUUGCUACAAUCUGUCGAAGUUGAUGAUGAACCUGAAGCGGCAAUUGAUCUUGAAGAUGAGGCAGCGGCCGUCCCCACGAAGUUCAUUGAGAAAGAGCAUAGGGCCGAAGGCGGAGUCAAAGCUCGCGUUUACUGGAACUACAUCAGAGCGGGAAAAUACCGAUGGUGGCUUGCGCUCGUCCUGAUUCUAGCAGUUUACCGAUUGAUGGCCGUUGGGCAAUCGUGGUUCCUUAAGGGGUGGGGAGAAGCAUAUGAGCAGACCACUAUGGUGACAGGUAACCUACCAGACUUGAAUGUGAAUCGACUGUCUAGCUGGUCAAUCCCUUCAACAUUGGAAUCAGGGUUCACGCCUCGAAGCCCAAUUGUCCAAUUACCAUUUCCGCGCGAGGACGUUCGACCGUGGCUUUGGACUUUCUUUGGAAUCAUCUCAAUUCAGGCUGCCACACUGCUGGUCGCGCAGCUAUUGAUGUUGAUCAUUGUCUAUUGUGCUGGACAAUCGCUGUUCCGACAAGUUCUGAUCCGCGUCAGCCAUUCCACUUUCCGAUACCUUGAUACCAUUCCCCUCGGGCGGCUGAUGAACCGCCUGACAUCUGACAUCGGUGUAGUUGAUGGCAACAUCAGUGAGCAGUUUCAAGCCAUAGCAUUCCAAGCUAUAACUUGGAUAUCAUCUGUCUUGGUGAUUGCCACCGCUACCCCUGUGUUCCUUGUGUUUUCUCUUGUCCUCACAGUAGCAUUUGUGACUGUUUUCCUUCGUUUCCUCCCUACAUCUCAGAGUCUACGGCGACUCGAAAUGGUCUCACUAAGCCCUCUUCUCUCCAACUUUGGAGAGUUGCUACACGGCCUAACUACCGUCCGAGCAUUCCGCGCAGAGUCUCGCUUCCAAAGCCGAGUCAUAUCAGUCGUUGACAAAUUCCAAGGCAUGGACCAUUUCUACUGGUCGCUCCAGAGCUGGCUCAUGUAUCGGUUUGAAAGCUUGUCUGCACUAUCCACAUUCUGUUUGACAGCUUUGGCUCUGUACACAAACACAACGCCGGGCUUGAUAGCGUUCGUACUCAUCGCUGCAAACAACUUUGUCGAUUCUACUCAUGCCCUCUGCAAACAAUACGGCCAACUUCAAAUGGACUUCGUGUCGGUGGAACGUGUCGAUGAGCUACUGCAUAUCGAAGAAGAAGCACCGGGGUCCAUUGCUCCCCCAGCCGCAUGGCCGACUUACAGUAGCGACAUCAUAUUCGAUGAUGUGACUCUCCGCUAUGCGACGAAUCUUGACCCUUCACUCACAAACGUCUCUCUCCGCAUACCCGGGGGGACUACUACCGCAAUCACCGGCCGUACCGGCAGCGGCAAAUCCACAUUGGCGAUGUCGCUCCUCGGCGUCAUCAAACCAGAGUCUGGUCGGAUUCUUAUCGACGCAAUCGAUGUCGCCGAAGUGAACACACAAGCACUCCGCACCCGAGUCACCUUCGUUGCGCAAGAUCCCGUCCUCUUCCCCGGCAGCAUCAGAUUGAAUCUCGAUCCGACGGAAGAAUAUUCCGAUGAGCAGUGCACGGAAGUUCUCCAGCGACUUUGCAGUCGGCACAAUUGGCAUCUAGAAACACACAUUGAGGCCGGUGGAAGGAAUCUCAGCCAAGGCCAACGUCAGCUCAUUGCCCUUACCCGAGCCGUGCUGCGACGCAGUGCGAUUGUCAUUCUCGAUGAGGCUACUGCUUCGGUUGACCAGGAGACUUCGCUCGAAAUUCAGCAGAUUAUCAGGGAGGAGCUGCAGCAAUCCACCGUCAUCACGAUCGCACAUCGCAUCGAGGCUGUCAAAGACGCGAAUUACUUCGUGGUUUUGGAUCAGGGAAAAGUUUCGCGGGAAGGGCAUGUACGCGAUUUGUAA
Messenger RNA from Penicillium brevicompactum, 4431 nucleotides. RefSeq lists its product as uncharacterized. NCBI's taxonomy places the organism in Eukaryota, Fungi, Ascomycota, Eurotiomycetes, Eurotiales, Aspergillaceae. Bases 1 to 4431 code for a protein of 1476 amino acids. Gene Ontology annotation, cellular component: fungal-type vacuole; membrane. Gene Ontology annotation, biological process: transmembrane transport. The transcript is spliced from 6 exons. The record is from RefSeq and is a predicted model, not a curated record. Gene Ontology annotation, molecular function: ABC-type peptide transporter activity; ATP hydrolysis activity; ATP binding.